Molecule: messenger RNA, 4041 nt
Organism: Alternaria novae-zelandiae
Lineage: Eukaryota; Fungi; Ascomycota; Dothideomycetes; Pleosporales; Pleosporaceae
Exons: 3
Coding region: 1-4041 (1346 amino acids)
Molecular function (GO): acetylpyruvate hydrolase activity
Source: RefSeq, a predicted model, not a curated record
AUGUCCAACUUGAACGAAGAAUACGGUCCGGAAGACAUGGCCUGGGUCGCGGCCGAUGCUCAGAUGAGGGAAGAACAAGAUCUGAAUCGUGCCCUUGAAGCAAGUCGAGCUUCCGCGGGAAUCGGGGUACCACCGCGUCCAACGAGCGCUAGUGUCACAAGACAAUUCGAGGCGGAGGACGAGGAGAUUCUUGUUGCGCUCGACAUUAGCCGGAUAGAAGCAGAAGACGCGGCCCAGAGACGCAAUACAGACGCGGAGGCGGAUCAACAACGCCUUCUCGAGGCUCAAAGGCAGUCGGAGCUCGAAGCACGAGCUGCCGAUCAAGAACGCGAGCAUACUUUUGUUGCGCUGUCCAUUAGCCAGGCAGAGGCAGAAGAGGCGGAGCGGAGACGCAAUGCAGACAUUGAGGCGGACCAACAACGCCUUCUUGAAGCUCAAAGACAGUCGGGGCGUGAAGCACUAGCUGCCGAUCAAGAGCGUGAGGCUACCCGGAAAGCUGAAUUACAGUCACUGAAGGAUGAGCGAGCUCGGGCUCAAGCUGCGCGACUAGAUCAAGAGACCUUAGAUCAGACUAUUGUCGAGAGCAAAGUGGCAGCCGAGAUUGAGCAGCAACAUGCACAACGGUCUACACGACUUCUGGAGACAUACGCUGUGCGCGGCUUGAGUGAAGACGAGCAGCUGCAGAUGGCUUUAAGACAAAGUCAAGAUGAAGAGCAUUCUCGGGAAGUUGCACAGGUCGGGCAAGAUCGAGAGGAUAUGCUGCGCUGGGUGAACGAGCACGGACGGACCUCUGCACCAUCGAACGAGCCAUCGGCUACCCAGUCUCCAGAAGACCGCCCAGUGUUGGGAGCCAUGGCGUCCUAUCCUCCGGGUCCGGUGACUGAGCAGGAACAAAGGAGUGUGGCCGAUGCUCGGGAGGUCAUUGACAAUCCGAACGUACUCUAUCGGCCUUUAACGCCGAUCUCAGAGGCAUCUGCAUCGCGGCCAGCAAGUCUUCGAUCAGUGGCAGAAGCCCAAGCCCAACGUUCUAACAUCGUCACGACGGAUCACAGCAGGCUGGAUGUCAGGCUUCCAUACUCACCUGGCGCACUUCCUACACCACCAGCCUCUGAUAGAAGCAGAUCGUCUAUUCGAUCAAUUUCAUCAGGUCGUCCGCCGUCGUAUCAUACGGUAGAAGAGAACCCUGCGCGCAGAUUGGAGUCGUUUGAAGUACCCCAUGAUAUCCCGAACGAGUCGCAGACUAGCGAAGCGCCUCCCCGAUAUCCCGGCGCUUAUCCUCCGUCUCCUUCCCAGGCCGGUUCGGCGGCUGCUAGUACGGUGCUCGAUUCAAGGCCGAUCGCUGGGACUCCUUUACUUCCAGGAGCAUACCCUCCUUCGUAUGCGAGCAGUAGAGCACCUCGCAGCGUGGCGAGAGCAUUUUCUGAGACGCCUGUGCAAGAAAGUGUCGUGUCUCGACGCCCGUUGGGUAACAGGGGAUCCAGCAAUGUGUCUUCAGUGCCCUCAUUCCAGGGCCAAACUGCGGGUAACAGUCAUCUGCAGGGAAUCAAUGUGUCUACGCGAAGCGAAUCGUUCCCUGGCGCAUAUCCGCCAUCGUCGCAAGCAAGUGGUGUACCGAGUCGGCUGAAUACGGUAUCGUCCGGGGGAACAUUCUUCACAGCCCAGGAAACGCAGCCAGUUCAGCACCAGAUAAGGCCACAGUCUGCUCUCUCCGAUCUCUGGAACCAUCGAAAUCAGGAUCUAGAAAGUCGUGAGCGCGAUCGACCAGAACCUCGGCCGUUUACACCCUUUUCGGCGUCUUCAUUACCAAGCGAAGCCUCAUCUGCCGUUCGACCACCUUCGUCUCGAACAUCUCAGGGUAGUAGUGUUGCGCGGAAGCCGGUUGCAAUGUCUCAGCAUGCCACCUCUGCUUUUGCUAAGCACCCGGCGCCAGCAACUGCUGCCGAUGUUGCGGGUCCGACGGACGUGAUCUCGUCUGGCUUACAGGAGGGCUCGGCGGUAAAAAACAUCUUCAACGCUCCGGUCAAUGUGACCAUCAAUAACUUUCCCGAAGCGCCCAAGUCCUCCCAGAAUCUGCUGAAGCAAGUCUUCAACAAGAACAGGCAGACCAACAAGGGCAUGAAAGCUGUCGAGCAGAAAGGGGCAGAGUUCUACGUCAAGGGUGUAGCUGAAGCGACAAGCAACCUUUGGAAGAACAAGAGAAAGAUAUUUCCUGCCAGGUCUUCCAAAUCAGCUGGAAAUGCUAUGACCAACGAAGCGAGGGAAAUUGACCGUUUUCCUGUUUCUCUGGCUCAUGACGACGUGGGCACUAUCGCCAGUCCUUGGCCUGCGAGACAGCGUCUGCACGUCGUGAACGCAGAUCCAACGCGUUCGGGUUUGAGCACACCUGAAACCACAAGGCCGCUGCAAUCAGAAAUGUCCGGACAGCAGAGUGAAGAGGUCGACACUCCUCGACCAUCUACAUUGCAGCGAUCGGUAACGUCACCUCCGCUGACAGCGACGAUGCCGUCGAGGCCAAUGUCGCUGGAUCGAUCGAUCGUGUCCCAGAUUUCGGACGUGAACGGCAAUGCAGUAACUCCGCCUAGUGUCUGUCAAUCGAGAGUGAGAAGCUCGAUGGAUAGUUUCCGGUGCGCUUCCGAAUUGCGCCCUCAGCCGCUGGACAUUCGCAAGCAGCCUCCUCCUGUUCCACCAAAGCCUUUGGAGCUGGCCAGUCCUUCUGCAGGUGUAACACCAUCACGACGACCACCGCCUCCUCGCAGCCGGAAUCCGAUGACGAGGCGUAUGCUUGGCGAGCAAGAAGAGGGGUCUGGGUGGGUGCAGCAACCAGUGCAUUUUCCUGGCAUGAAUCUGACCCAGGAACCAACGAUGGGCUCACCGGAUUCCAUGACGGUGACACCCCCAACACCUCGGCGGAUCAACGUCGAUUUGAACCGCCGCAGUCAAUUUGGGCCAAUCGACACGAGCUUGGCGAACGUGCCUCCUGGUGAACGUCGCAUCGACGAGUUCAGCUCACGAUCGAUGAUGGAUCUGGGCAUGAUGGGUCAAGUAGGCAAUCCUGUGAUAAUGGAGCCGCUGCGUGGGCAAUACGAGCAGACCUAUGCCCGCCCGCCGCACGUGCAGCAUGAAAGGCUGAACUCAGAUGCCAGGGCCAAAAAGAAGGAGAAGGACACCCAAAAGGCGUUACGGAAGCAGUUGCGGUUUGUCGCGACCGAGGACGGUGCUGAGCACAUCGGCGAGCCCAUCGAUGCCGAAUUGGAUGUCGGCGCAGCCCUUACUUCAGGAUCAGAAGUAAAAGUCCGCGUGUUCACCGGGUCGACCGUACUCUCCGUGGACACCCAGCCAACACUAGUGACCUACACGAUAUCAAGACUAUUGCCACCGCUUUCAAAAGCCGAAGUUGGAACGAUCCGCUGUAUAGGCCUGAAUUAUCGGAAACAUGCCAAAGAGAUGAACUUGGACCUUCCCGACCACCCAACUCUCUUCUUCAAGCCUUCAACAUGCCUCGGUUCGCCAAACGCACCUUUGGUCAUUCCACAUCAGGCGACAGAUGGCCAGGCCGAUUACGAAGCCGAGCUUGCGGUUGUCAUCGGGAAGCUAGCCAAGAACGUGAGUAAAGAAGAUGCGAUGGAUUACGUGCUGGGCUACACAUGUUCGAAUGACGUAACCGCGCGAGUCCACCAGUUUAACGGAGCGCAAUGGGGGUUCGGCAAGGGCUUCGAUGGCUUCGCGCCACUGGGGCCAUGCUUGGUAUCGGCGUCUUCGAUACCAAACCCAGGCGACAUUGAGCUGAAGACGGUACUCAACGGCGAGACUAUGCAAUAUUCGCUGGCGAACGAUAUGAUCUUCAGCAUACCAGAAAUAGUGGCAUAUCUGAGCCAGGGAACGACGCUGGAGCCAGGUACUGUAAUCAUGACGGGUACGCCGCAUGGAAUCGGUGUGAGCAAGGUGCCGAAGGUAUGGCUCAAACCGGGAGAUGAUCUGAGGAUUGUAAUGAGUCAUGGUAUGGGAAGUCUGGUUACACCCGUAGCUUAUGAGGAAGCUUAG